ACCACUGCAAAGAGGUCUGACCCACACUCUGCAGGAUGAAGCUGGUCACCAUGGCCCUGGCGUGCCUGCUGCUGGCUGGGCUGUGGCUUCCGGAUGCGGACGGCAGGAGCAUGCAUGUGUCAUCCUCCAACUGUUGCUUCGUCUUUGCGGAGAAAAGGAUUCCCCAGCAUAUAAUCCAGUGUUACAAACCCACCAGCUCCUCCUGCUUCCACAAGGGUCUAAUAAUCAAGCUGAAGGGCGGUCGAGAGACGUGUGUCUCAGACUCAGCCACAUGGGUUAAGCGUUAUUUAAAAACUGCAAAACCGUGCCGGGUGAAGUGAACGUGAGAGGGUUUCUUUCCACCCUGGACUCUGAAGAUGGCGUGACUUCCCCUGUCUCC
Neogale vison (American mink) is the source of this 379-nucleotide messenger RNA. It is a transcript of the gene CCL1, whose product is annotated as C-C motif chemokine ligand 1. Gene Ontology annotation, biological process: monocyte chemotaxis; inflammatory response; neutrophil chemotaxis. The transcript is spliced from 3 exons. Bases 36 to 320 code for a protein of 94 amino acids. The record is from RefSeq and is a predicted model, not a curated record. Gene Ontology annotation, cellular component: extracellular region. NCBI's taxonomy places the organism in Eukaryota, Metazoa, Chordata, Mammalia, Carnivora, Mustelidae. Gene Ontology annotation, molecular function: chemokine activity; CCR chemokine receptor binding.